UCUUGGUUGCUUCCAAUUUUUUAUAUUGUUUUUCUCCACUUGAAUUUCGAGCAUUCCCGUCCGCGAUUGACUGUACAAUUUACUGGCGCUCCUUUUCUUGUACCUUUUUAUAUUGCCUUUCACCCGAUCGCUUGAGGGCUCUCUAUCUACUGCUGGCGCGCACAAAAUGAUCCCAACACACAAGCUGCUCAGGGGAUGUUGUAUAUCCUGCAGUGGUGUUUAUGCCGAAGAAAAGGAAGAACUCCACCACAGAAUUGAGCAGCUUGGCGGAACAAUCAGCCACAGCCUCACUACAGUCGUCACGCACUUGGUCGCGAAGAGCAGCAAAAUGUCAAACAAGUACCAGAUCGCCGCCAAAGUGGGGAUCCCCGUCGUGUCGCUCAACUUUGUCGGCGAUUGCGAAGUGGAGGCCAGAAGCAGGCUGGCAGCAAUGCGCCAUCCAAAUGAGCCUGGCGGCAAUGGGGGCUCUGAUAGCGAUAGGUCGGCUGUGCGGCUAAUCACUCGGCGCAAUAGAAUAGCGCCAUUUUCUGGCUGUCGCGUGUGCACGACCGGGUUCAACGCCGAAGUGCGCGACGAGAUCAGCAAGUUUGUCACACAAACACAUACAGCGUCUGGCGAAAGCAUCCUGUUUCCGGGCGGCAGCACGAGCACCCGCGCUGGCGAAGCAG
Messenger RNA from Kickxella alabastrina, 668 nucleotides. RefSeq lists its product as uncharacterized. Gene Ontology annotation, biological process: mitotic DNA replication checkpoint signaling; DNA replication initiation; mitotic G2 DNA damage checkpoint signaling. The annotation marks the transcript as partial. The transcript is spliced from 2 exons. NCBI's taxonomy places the organism in Eukaryota, Fungi, Kickxellomycota, Kickxellomycetes, Kickxellales, Kickxellaceae. The record is from RefSeq and is a predicted model, not a curated record.